This is a messenger RNA of Tripterygium wilfordii, 947 nucleotides long. Its product is annotated as glucan endo-1,3-beta-glucosidase 13-like. Lineage: Eukaryota; Viridiplantae; Streptophyta; Magnoliopsida; Celastrales; Celastraceae. The transcript has 4 exons. Bases 171 to 698 code for a protein of 175 amino acids. The record is from RefSeq and is a predicted model, not a curated record.
GAUUAAACUUACUCUAGUGUGUAUAUACUUGUGUGUUGGUAGAGAGAGAGAGAGUGAGAGAGUUAAAAGUGCUCAUAGAGUAAGAGAAGUUUGGUUUGUGCAUUGUGUAUGUUUUUCUUAGGGGAAAGAGAGUAGUAAAUGGCAGUUUAAUUAAAGACUUAAGGGUCACCAUGAGAAAGAGCACAGUUGUUUUGUUGUGCCUAUUUUUGCUGGAAUGCUAUCUGGUUGCAGCAAGGGGAGAAGUGUUGCAAGUGAAGGCAGAUGCAGCAAUUCCAGUAACGGCACUAUCACCUCCGGAAGGGAACACUAGUUUCUUGGAUGGCACAACAUGGUGUGUGGCACUAGCAGGUGUCUCUCAAAUUGAUUUGCAGAAUGCAUUAGACUGGGCUUGUGGUCUGGGGAUAGCAGAUUGCAAUCCAAUUCAAAAGGGCGGACCAUGUUAUGAUCCGGACACACUUGUAUCUCAUGCUUCUUAUGCCUUUAACAACUACUACCAGCAGAAUGGCAAUUCAGAUAUCGCUUGCAAUUUCGGAGGAACCGCCACUCUAGUUAAAAAUGAUCCCAGUUAUGGAAAAUGCCUCUACUCUUCAUCUGGAUCUGUGGCCUCUUCUGGCCCGCGGAUUUCAAUAUACGAACGGAGCAUCAUUUGGUGGAAAUUUGCUGCAAUUUUGCUGCUUUUGUACUGGAGAAGCUUAUGAAUGUCUGUCUGUUAACUUGGGUUUGAAGCUAAAUUGGCCAACACAAGCUUGAGCUAGGGUUUAAGACUAGUGAUACUAUCUCUAGAUGCUGCCUGCCUGCUUUAAUCAGGCAUUUUGUGAAUGCCAAGUUAUACCUAUCUUUGUUGCCGAGUUAAGCAUCUGGCAUCUACUUAUGAAACUUAAAAUUCUUCCCGCUUGUUUUGUUUUAAUCCUCUGUAAUUUAAUAUAACAGCAUCUUUACCGCCCAAA